AUGAUCGACUCCUCAGCCUACCCCCACAUCCUAGACGGCAUCGUCGACCAAGCCGGGCCCGAGACGCUCCUCGCGCUCCGUGCGACAAGCCAAGCGCUGAAGCAACGGGCGGAUGCGCAUCUAGCUCGCCAUGUGGUCUUGAGGGACGACAUGUUGUCGCCCUUCCCAGGCUCUCCAAAGCCCCCCUCAUGGUGGCGCCGAUUGUGGUGGGGUCCAUCGCCAACAUCGUGGGUGCUGGACCCAGACCUCGCGCGGACCGUGGACAUUACUGGUCCGCCAGCCGAUAUGAGACUUGACAACUCGUCACACCUGGUUCCACGCAUCAACAUUCGUACUCUGCGCUUUGUUCCCUCUUCCACUGCCGAGUGGCCAGACGAAUACGCCGUCGCCGUCGCUGCGUCCCUCCUAAAACCCGACGAAGCGGUCGUCUUCUGCGCGCCUCGCGAUCCAUGGGCACUACACCGCGCCUUUGACACGACAUAUAACCUGGAACACUGCCUACAGCACCUGGGCGGGGUGGCUGGCCCUUCACUAGUAAUCAUGCCCCUCCCUCCGCGCCUGGUAUUAAAUGGCGCGGUUGGGGCUGGAGGUCGCUUCCUCCGCCUCCAGCUGCUGCACGUACUUGCGAUCGACGACGUCGUCGUCAUCCUCCAUCCCGCCAGGGGACGGCUCGACGCCUUCGCCGUCUGUGCCCAAGACCGAUACUGCACCAACUGCCAUGUGCUGGGGACAGUUAGCAAGGCAUUGCGCGAGAAGCGGGGGCGGCGGGUUGUUCUCGUCGGGUUGGAGAGUGUUGAUGAUUGGCUCUGGCCAGUGUGGCUCGGGCCGAAACAGUCGUCCCGCCUCCUCCAGGAGGAGGCGCCUGGCGUGGAUGUGGAGGAACAAGAAGCAGAGGCCAAGGCGGAACCGACACCGACGGGCGUCCAACUCGCUAACCGACUAGCCGACCUGCUCACAUAUGCGUGGGAGUGGCCUGACGACGCAAUCGAUGAUGUCCUGUCUCGCCUCCAGUUCUUCUCGAUGGACGAGUACCGCGCCAUGGUGGGCGAGGAGCGCUGGCGUAUCGAGGCGGAGCAGUAG
Messenger RNA from Cutaneotrichosporon cavernicola, 1080 nucleotides. RefSeq lists its product as uncharacterized. The coding region runs from base 1 to 1080 and encodes 359 amino acids. Lineage: Eukaryota; Fungi; Basidiomycota; Tremellomycetes; Trichosporonales; Trichosporonaceae. The transcript has 2 exons. The record is from RefSeq and is a predicted model, not a curated record.